AAGCACUCAGUACACGAGCAGCUCCGAACGAUAACCCGCCAAUCCACAUAUCAACAUGUCAUUCGGACGAGGAGCUCCGCGCGGUCGCGGCGGUGGUGGUUUCGGUGGUCGCGGCGGCGGCGGUUUUGGAGGUAUGCAAUUACUUUUGCAUUUCCUUCCAAAGCACUUGCAGAUUGGCUCUGUCUGGUGACGGAAAUUUCAAAGUACAAUGCUAACUUGACUUCACAGGCCGUGGUGGCUUUCAGAACAGAGACAUGGGGCCGCCCGCGACGAUCCUUGGUAUGCUCUCUCACCUUCCCGCUGUCUUGUACUACAACAGCACCCUAACCGUCAUUUUUUGUGUAGAGAUGGGCAAGUUCAUGCACGCUUGCGAAGGCGAGAUGAUCUGCGAGAGCAUCAACCCCAAGGUCCCUCACUUCAACGCUCAGAUCUUCCUCGAGAACAAGGUGCGACAUCUCCUCGGGCGAUUUUAAUCUCGAACCAAUAAAGCGAAAGCAAAAAAGAAAAAAUUCGACUAACAUUUUCACAGACUGCCGUUGGCAAGGUCGACGAAGUCCUCGGACCUAUCAACCAGGUUUACUUCACCAUCAAGCCCUCCGAGGGUAUCCAAGCCACUUCCUUCAAGGAGGGCGACAAGUUCUACAUCGGAUCCGAGAAGCUCCUGCCGCUGGAGAAGUUCCUGCCUAAGCCGAAGCCUCCCCCAGGUGCGCCCAAGGUCAAGCGUGCCGGCCGUGGUGGCCCAGCAAGAGGUGGUCGUGGCGGCCCCCGCGGUGGCUUUGGCGGCCGCGGAGGUGCUCCCAGAGGCCGUGGCGGCAGUGGUUUCGGUGGUCGUGGAGGCGGUCGCGGCGGCGGCGGCUUCAGCGGUGGCCGUGGUGCGCCGAGAGGAGGUGGUGGCUUCGGCGGCGGCCGUGGUCGGGGUGGCUUCAGCAGAGGAGGCCGGUAGGCCAUGACUGGAGUUUU
Colletotrichum godetiae is the source of this 960-nucleotide messenger RNA. RefSeq lists its product as uncharacterized. The coding region runs from base 255 to 473 and encodes 72 amino acids. Gene Ontology annotation, biological process: ribosome biogenesis; pseudouridine synthesis. NCBI's taxonomy places the organism in Eukaryota, Fungi, Ascomycota, Sordariomycetes, Glomerellales, Glomerellaceae. The record is from RefSeq and is a predicted model, not a curated record. The transcript has a single exon.